Macrosteles quadrilineatus (aster leafhopper) is the source of this 1308-nucleotide messenger RNA. RefSeq names its product eukaryotic peptide chain release factor subunit 1-like. Gene Ontology annotation, cellular component: cytosol; translation release factor complex. The transcript has 9 exons. The record is from RefSeq and is a predicted model, not a curated record. The coding region runs from base 10 to 1308 and encodes 432 amino acids. Lineage: Eukaryota; Metazoa; Arthropoda; Insecta; Hemiptera; Cicadellidae. Gene Ontology annotation, molecular function: sequence-specific mRNA binding; translation release factor activity, codon specific. Gene Ontology annotation, biological process: cytoplasmic translational termination.
GUUGAAGCUAUGGACGCUGAUGUAGUGGAUGUUUGGAAAUUUACAAAUAUUUUAAAAAAAUUAAAAAAUUGCAAAGGCAAUGGAACCUCCAUGAUUUCACUGAUCUUGUCGCCAAAAGAUCAGAUUGGGGGAGCCAAUAGAAUGUUAAACGAUGAAUUUGGCACAGCUGCUAAAAUAAAGUCCACUGUGAAUAGGUUGUCAGUCUUAGGUGCUAUAACGUCUGUACAGCAAAAAUUGAAGUGCUACAAAAACGUGCCACCAAAUGGUCUCGCAGUAUUUUGUGGUACGACAAUAACUGAAGACGGGAAAGAGCGGAAGGUCAACACUGUUGUUGAGCCUAUCAGGCCAAUUAAUACUUCCCUAUACCUUUGUGACAAUAAGUUUCACACAGAAGCACUGGAUAAUCUUUUAAAAGACGACCAGACGUUUGGCAUCAUUGUGAUGGAUGGACAUGGUGCCUUGUUUGGGACAUUGCAAGGCAACACAAAAGAGGUCUUAACCUCAUACGGUGUUGACCUCCCCAGAAAACACUCAAGAGGUGGUCAGUCCGCUAUGCGGUUUGCUCGCAUAAGAUCAGAGAAGAGACACAACUAUGUUCGGAAGGUGGCAGAAACAGCCACUAAGUUAUUCAUCAACAAUGAGAAGCCCAAUGUAUCUGGUCUUAUCCUGGCUGGCAAUGCAGAUUUUAAGACCGAGCUCAGCCAGUCGGAUUUGUUUGAUCCUAGACUUCAAGCUAAAAUUGUUAAGGUAGUCGACGUGUCAUACGGUGGAGAAAAUGGUUUCAACCAGGCCAUUGAAUUAGCUGCUGAGUCACUGCAAAAUGUCAAAUUCAUACAGGAGAAAAAACUAAUAGGUCGAUACUUUGAAGAAAUAAGUAAAGACACAGGCAAGUACUGUUUUGGAGUUGAAGACACUCUGAGAGCCUUGGAACUAGGUUCUGUAGAAAAUCUUAUUUGCUGGGAGAACUUGGAAAUCCAACGCUAUGUGAUGAAGAAUCACACAAACGGUGAGGAGAAGGUCCUCCAUCUUACACCUGAGCAAGAGAAGGACAAGACUCACUUCAUCGAUAAGGAGAGUAAAGUUGAGCUGAAGACUGAGGAUAAGCAACCCUUGCUGGAGUGGCUGGCCAACAACUACAAGAGCUUUGGUACAACCCUGGAGAUAAUCUCAGACAAGUCACAAGAGGGCUCACAGUUUGUCAAAGGAUUUGGUGGAAUUGGAGGGCUUCUAAGAUACAAAGUGGAUUUCCAGAGCAUGCAGUGUGACGAUUUGGACACCAACGAAGUGUUCAAUCUAGAUGAUUAUUGA